Mizuhopecten yessoensis (Yesso scallop) is the source of this 5114-nucleotide messenger RNA. RefSeq names its product ras-specific guanine nucleotide-releasing factor 2-like. The transcript is spliced from 29 exons. Gene Ontology annotation, molecular function: guanyl-nucleotide exchange factor activity; protein binding. The annotation marks the transcript as partial. Lineage: Eukaryota; Metazoa; Mollusca; Bivalvia; Pectinida; Pectinidae. Gene Ontology annotation, cellular component: plasma membrane. The record is from RefSeq and is a predicted model, not a curated record. Gene Ontology annotation, biological process: Ras protein signal transduction; positive regulation of GTPase activity.
UACUGUUUCACGAUCACCUAUAAGAGUGAGGGCCAGCGACAGUACGACCUCCGGACUGACACAGAGUCUGAAUGUAAUGCUUGGAUCGACCACAUCAAACGGGCACCGUACAGUAAAGUGUUGGAGCAGAAGGAGGAGCUGGAACAGAAACACUUACACCUGUUACAGAUCCUGGACAGUGAGCGGCAGGCUAAAUGGCACUACGUUCAGCAGACAGAAGAACUCGCCCAGGAUGUCAAGAAACUCCGAACAGAGUUGGCAAAAUUCAAAAAGGAUCGCGUGGCUGAAGAAAACCAAGAUGAAGAGACUGACGAGCUGAAGAAAAUUAAGAAAGUGCAGAGUUUCUUCCGAGGCUGGUUGUGUCGACGGCGUUGGAAGCAGAUUGUGGAGCUGUACAUACGAUCCCCUCAUGCAGAGAGUAUGCGCAAACGUAACAGUAUUGUGUUCAACAUGGUGGAAUGUGAAGAAGAGUACAACCGACAGUUGUCUACCCUUGUCACGUGCUUUCUGCGACCCCUUCGGAUGGCAGCAUCCUCUAAAAAGCCCCCCAUUACUCAUGAUGAUGUUAACUCCAUAUUUUUAAAUAGAUUUUUGAAAGGAUUGUGUGCAAGAUUAGAGAACUGGCCAACUUUAGUGUUAGGUGACCUAUUUGAUAUGCUGCUUCCUAUGCUAUGUAUAUACCAGGAGUAUGUUAGGAACCACCAUUACAGUCUGCAAGUUUUGGCAGAAUACAAACAGAAACUAGAAUUCAACAAUCUGCUCAAACGCUAUGAAGAGAAGCCGCUUUGUGAGAGCAGAACAUUGGAAAUAUUUCUAACUUAUCCUAUGCACCAGAUACCUCGAUACAUAAUCACACUCCAUGAGUUGCUGGCUCACACACCCCACGACCAUGUUGAGAGACAGAGCCUGGAGUAUGCCAAGAGCAAACUUGAGGAGCUAUCACGGAUUAUGCACGAUGAAGUAAGCGAGACAGAAAACAUCAGGAAGAACCUGUCCAUUGAGCGUAUGAUCGUGGAAGGUUGUGACAUACUCCUAGACGUCAAUCAGACAUUUGUCCGCCAAGGGGCGUUACUGCAAGUCUUCAACGAAAAAGGGAAAUUUGGACGCGGUCGCCUUGGCUCCUUCAGCUCUUCAUUCAAGGAGUCCAAAAAAGAGGUGGUGCGCCAAGUGUUUCUCUUCACCAAUCAUAUGUUACUAACCACACGGUCCUCGAACGGAAGACUGCACCUUGCCAAAAUUUUGCCUAAAGAUAGACAGCAUUAUGGAAAGAUUCCUCUGAUUGAUUGUACACUGAUUGAGGACCCCAGCACAGAAAUCUGCUUCUUUGAUGACGAGACUGCUUCAGUUGACUCCAGCUUCAGUUUACUAAGUGUUACAUCUGGUGCAACACUGCUGUCCACACAGUCCUGUGAGAGGGACGCGCGUCCAGAUUACAAUGGACUAGAUUUUAAGAUCAUAGUUGAUUCCAAAAGUGGCCCACCCACCACUAUCACUCUCGUGGCCUCUACACACCAGGAGAAGAUAGCCUGGUGCAGUGAUAUCAGCCAGUGUAUUGAAAACUUGCACUACAGUGAUUUGCUCAAUACCUCCAUGAGUGAGUCAUCUUCAGUCACGAUGCCCCAGUCUGUCAGGAGUGCCUUAUCAGACAACAAACCGGCUCGCUCACGUCGCAAUAACACACGCUCGUGGAAAAAGACUGUUCCACAUAAUAUACAUGCCCCUAAGUUGUCAGAUCCCAAGUUGUUCCGAGAUGAUGUAGAUAUCAAGUUUAGUAGAACUCUCAACUCCUGUAAAGUCCCACAGAUCCGCCAUGCCAGUGUUGAGCGGUUAUUGGACCGCCUCACAGAUCUCAGGUUUCUCAGUAUUGACUUCCUCAACACAUUCCUACUGACCUACCGCGUCUUUACCACUGGCAAAACAGUCUUGGAGGCGCUCAAGCGUGUCUACAAAAACCCAGAGUGUGGCAACUUGGAGUCUGGGUCCUCCUCCUGUCAAUCCUCCUCAGAUACAGAUAUCUAUGGUGCAGGGGGAAGUCCCCCACAGUUCACGGGGGAACCUCCAUCGACACACAAACUCAUGAUCAAACCACACGCAGAGAAACCAAGGAGAAUCAGUACAGGGUGUAUGAAUAUAGAGGUCACAGGGUCAACUUUGUCAAAACCCCCGCACGCACAACCACAGCCACUAACCAAGGACCUGGAAUCAGAAACAACUAAACCUAAAGACCAACAACGACGGGUGUCCUUCCAUAAGUUAGAAAGAGGUGAUUCUGUGGACACGGGUGACAGUGAUGACAGCCGGUCAGAGCUUGCAUCUUACCUGUUCCCGCCGCGGGCAAAGCUGGCUCCGAUAGCUUCCCUGGAGACGUUGUGUGACCCUGAAAUCACCCUCCCUGAUGUGCCUGCCAUCACAACUAAUGAUUUGUUGACCACAGGCAUCAUGCUACCAGAUGUUCCCGGAGAAUCUUCAGUCGACGAUUUUGACAGCAAAUAUUCAAUAGACUUUGCCUCACCAUCGGACUAUGAAAAUGAAUUGUCCGACACAAGACAGAGUAGUUCCUACACGCUUGUGUCUGCAGCAAGUUCUGACACUCUAACACCAGGCACACCCCGUAUAAGUCCAAUGCCCUCCCCCCGUAUCAGCCCGCGGAUGAUCCACGGCUACACAAACGGCUCUCCUCGUAGUAUGAGUCCACGUAGGCCAUGUUCUCCAAGCAAACCUUUGUUUACUGGGUCUGACUUCAAAAUUCUGGACGCUCUAGCACUGUCUCCUACUAGUAGUCCUAUACGAGUGAUUAAACCGCACACUGUCUCAUCUCCCAUCAGAAUCCCUUCCCCCAUUAGGUCAACUUCACCGAGUCAUCAGAUUGCCUCCCCCAUACGGCGCCCUUCGUCACCAGGACCACAACAGGUAACCUCACCCAUUCGCCGCCCCUCCUCGCCCCGUCUCUCCUCCCCUGGACGGUCGCCAAGCUGCAGCCCUAAGCCACGGCGGGCGCCCUCACCCAUAAGUGCCAGUAUGUCAUCACCCAACAUCCUCAUGCCGCAUAUCAAAAUCAGACCAACUAAGCGUGGGAGUACAGAGGUGGAGUCCAUUGGCAGUAUUACACCCCGCAGCAGUAUCGUAACACUGAUCGAAGGCUCCCCGCCCCCAGCCAAGGCUGGAGCUGUCGUUACGUCUUCACGCAGGUCAAAACGAAGGUCAAGCUCCUCAACUGCCAUGACAGCAUUUGCUGUGGCCACUGCUGGGUCAGCCUAUCAGUCUGAACAACAACAGCAACAACAACAACAACAGCAGGGACAGCCAAUCGUACAGACACCCACCACCCAACCCCAGCAGUCCUCCCAACCUGCACAGCCUCCUCAGCAACCUCCCAAACGUUACCUCAGCACCGGUGCAGUUGUCACCGAUCCUCGUCUUCUAAAGAAGCGUGAAUCAGUGAUCAGCACAGCAGCAACUAUGCGUGUCCUAAACAUCAUCAAACACUGGGUCUCCAAGCACCAACAGGACUUUGAGUGUGACAUUGAGCUAAAGCGAGCUGUGAUUGACAUGCUGGAGGAGAUGGCCUGCAAUACUUCACUGGUUCCCACGGAGCAGAAGGCUGCAGCCUCCAUCCUUCGCACCGUCACCAAGGAAAAUGAGGAGAUCAAGAGAGUUGACCUCACUAAACUCCUCACUCCACCAGAGGUAUCAACGAAGGACACAUUUGACACCCUAUCUGCGUUGGACAUAGCAGAGCAGCUCACCUACCUCGACCAUAAGAUAUACAUAGGCAUUAGGAGCGAAGAACUGCUGGGUCAGGCGUGGAUGAAGCCAGACAAGUCCCAUAAAGCCCCACAUGUCCUACUAGUCAGCAAACGCUUCAACGAGGUGAGCCGUCUGGUUGUGUCGGAGAUCGUGGGCAGACAGAACCUACAAGAUCGUGUGUCUUGUAUAGAGAAAUGGGCAGCCAUCGCUGAUAUCUGUCGCUGUAUGCACAACUACAACGGCGUGCUCCAGAUCUGUGCUGCCUUCGUCAACAGCUCGGUCUACAGACUCAAAAAGACGUGGGAAAAACUCUCCAAACAGACAAAACAGAUGAUAGAACGCCUACAGGUGCUGGUGUCAUCCGAUGGGCGCUUUAAGAACAUGAGGGAUGCCCUCCACAGGUACACCUAUGGGGACUCCUUAGCCGAUAUGUGUGAUCCUCCCUGUAUACCCUACCUGGGUAUGUACCUGACGGACCUCUCAUUUAUCGAGGAGGGAACACCAGACAACACUGACGAAGGACUAGUCAACUUUUCCAAAAUGAGGAUGAUCGCACAUGUUAUACGGGAGAUACGAUUAUUUCAACAAACUCCAUACAGAAUAGAGCACCAUGUUAGAAUAACUAACUACCUACUAGAUCCAAAUAGACUACUAGGCGAUGAUCGGACAUACAAAGCAUCUCUGGAAAUAGAACCAAAGCAGUCUCGACUGUCAACUGUUUCCCUAGCACCGUCUUGACCACAGCAUCGGUAACAUAGCAAUGGUGUUCUCAUUGUGCCAGGACUAACCAAAGUCCUGCAGUGUCCAGUCAUCCAGUACCUCCCCUCCCAUUGCCCAAUGAUUGACAUGUUAUCAUUCCAUAUUUGGAGAAGCAUUCCACGAGAAGGAGGAGCCUAUUCCAUAAAAGGAAUGAUUAUUCCAUAUAAGGAUAUACGAUAUUCCAUUGAAGGAUGUAAUCCAUACAAGGAAAAAUGUUCUGUAUAAGGAUGUAUGUUCCAAAUAAGGAUGUACGUUCCAAAUAAGGAUUAUGUUCCAUAUAAGGAUGUAUGUUCCAUAUAAGGAUGUAUGUUCUGUAUAAGGAUGUAUGUUAACGCUCCAUAAAAGGGGUUUCUAUGUUUUCCAUAUAAGGAAACACAUUCCAAAUAAGGAGAUGUGUUGUUCUUUCUACAGAUUCCUGAGGAAGUUUACAGAAUGUUUCAUUGAGCCAGCAUAUAAUGUCUUUCCAAGUGCUUGAGGUUGUGUAAAGGAAGUGUAAAAGCCAAAUACCAUCUGUGUUACUACCACAUACAUAUCUUAUACACUACCACAGUGUUAUAUACACAUCACUACCACAGUGGUAUAUACACACCACUACCACAGUGUUAUAU